Messenger RNA from Exophiala spinifera, 849 nucleotides. RefSeq lists its product as uncharacterized. The record is from RefSeq and is a predicted model, not a curated record. Gene Ontology annotation, molecular function: mismatch base pair DNA N-glycosylase activity. The transcript has a single exon. The coding region runs from base 1 to 849 and encodes 282 amino acids. Gene Ontology annotation, biological process: base-excision repair, AP site formation. Lineage: Eukaryota; Fungi; Ascomycota; Eurotiomycetes; Chaetothyriales; Herpotrichiellaceae.
AUGGUGGAAUCUCCCAGCCCACGACGAUCAAAUCGAAACCUGAACAAAUCUUCCCCCGGUGGUACUUCCAGCCCUACGGGCAGUGCACGCAAGAAACGCUCUUGGGCCAUACACUCGUUUGCGGGCAGCAUCAGCGAGCGGGAUGAUACUUCGGGCCUUGAUUCGCCACCUACGAACAGAGACAGCUCUGCGUCAACAGCGAAGAAAAGGAGGAGUACAACGAAAGAACGUUCUGCGAAGGACCCUCACAGCCCAGUCAACCACCUGGUGGACAGCCUGCGGCCUGGGCUGACAUUGGUUUGCAUAGGCCUCAACCCCGGGUUGAUGACUGCUGCCACAGGGCACGCGUAUGCACAUCCUUCGAAUCGAUUCUGGCAUCUCCUCCAUGACAGCGGAAUAACGCCGAAAAAGCAUACUCCCGCGGAGACUCGAGACCUGAUGGAUCUUUACCAGAUUGGCAACACAAACAUAUGUGAGCGGCCGACCAGGAGCGGAGAUGGUCUCAGCAAACAAGAGUUAGAAGAGGGUGCUGUGACGCUCGAUAAAAAAAUCGCAAUCUACAAGCCAGAAGCUGUUGUGAUUGUGGGCAAGGGCAUCUGGGAAGCGAUCUGGAUAGUGAAAAAGGGAAAGAAGAAAUUCAACGACCCAGACUUCCAUUGGGGAUGGCAAGACGAGGAAAUGCAGCUUGGUAGAGUAGUAGAGGCUGACGGGCACAUUGUUUGGCCCGGCGCAAAGACGUUUGUGGCCACGUCUACCAGUGGGCUUGCAGCAACCCUCAGACCAGCCGAGAAGCUGGCGAUAUGGAAACCGUUGGGAGACUGGAUGGCCAUGAAGAGAGAGGAGACGUGA